AUGUACUCGUCGGCGUACGACCAGUCGACGUCGCGCUCGCCCAUUGCCCAACGGAACCAGCCCCACUCUGGCACCCUGCACCGCAUGCCCUCUCGCCAGUUCGACGCCUACCAGCAGGUCCAGCAGCAACAGCCCAACACCAUGUACGCGCAAGACGAUCACCAAAGGUACGACCAGCCGCGCAACUACGAGCGCCUCAACCAGACCAUGCACGCCGGCGCCUACGGCUACGACAUGGGCGCGCCCCAGGGCUGGAACACCAACGCCUUCUCCCAGAACCAGGGCCUGGGCUCGCUCGGGGGCGCCCAGCAGGCCCGCAUCAAGUCGCAACAGCGCGGCGGAGGGCGGAGCGCACUCCCAUCGGGAUGGAUGGACCAGCAGCCCCAAGGCCUGCCUAGCUUUGCCCUAGGCAACAACAACCUCGGCGCCAUGCAGAACACGAGCUACGGCCACGACGUCGACGAAGAGCUCAUCCCCACCGCCAUCGUCAUCAAGAACAUCCCCUUUGCCGUCAAGAAGGAGCAGCUCGUCUCCCUCAUGACGGAACUGCGCCUACCCCUGCCCUAUGCCUUCAACUACCACUUCGACAACGGCGUCUUCAGGGGUCUGGCCUUUGCCAACUUCACCACCGCCGAGGAGACGGCCGCCGUCAUCGAGUCGAUGAACCACUUUGAGCUCAACGGCCGGAAGCUGCGUGUCGAGUACAAGAAGAUGCUGCCAUUGGCUGAGCGGGAGCGUAUUGAGCGGGAGAAGCGUGAACGUCGUGGACAGCUCGAGGAGCAGCACCGGCCCCUCGGCGGCGGUCUGCAAUCACAGGCUUCGUUUGGCUCCCUUGCCUCGCACAUGCCCGCUACAUCGCCAUCGCCAGUUUCCGCCAUGCGAGCUGGAUCGGCAUCAAAGACUGUUGAUGUCGACCUCAAUGACCCCCAAGUGCUCCAAUUCUACACGCAGUUGCUUUUGUUCAAGGAGACCAAGGAGCGCGACAGCAUGACGUUCCCCCCGAAUCUGGCGCCUCUCCAACGCCGCACCGUCCACACUCUAGCCCACCAGCUAGGCCUCGCGCAUGUGUCCAAGGGCACCGGCGAACAGCGACAGGUGCACAUUUUCAAGGUUCACGACAACCAGGGCCUCAGCCCCCCGAUGCCGCAGAUGCCCAGCAACCACAUGGAGCAGCCUCGCCGCAACCUCAACCGCGCAGCAACCACCGACUUCAGCGAUGUGCGCGCCGAGGGUGGAUUCUACAACGCCUUCAACAGGCAGCCAUCAGGUCUUCUCGGAUUCCCCGACUCCCCCGGCGGCCUGAACGCAGUGCCCAACCUCCGCGGCGCCAAGUCCUACGCCGACCUCCGCUCCUACACGCCUUCGCCCGCGCCCUCGACCGCCAGCCACCCCAUCGGCCGCCCAGGCGGCAUCUCGCUCGAAGGACUCGGCUACAGUGGUAGUUCCACCAACCCCAACGGCACCCCCACGACGGGCUCCAUGUCGCAACGCGACGACAGCCUGCUCGAGCGCGAAAUGAACCGAAUGCAACUCAGCUCCGGCUACCCGCAAAACAGCAGCCCGCGUGCUCUGCGCCAAAUGACGUCUUGGGAUGCGCCUGGCCCCAUUGGCGGCCACCGCUCCUUCAGCACAAACUACGACGACCGUCCGUCGCGCCAACCCCGUGGACCCCUCCCUGAACGCGGCCAGGGCUUCGGCCGCCCCCGCCAAAACGGCCAUCAGAACCGCAACAGCGAUGAGCUGUCGAGUCAAUCCAACGUCGAAAUCCUCGUAGGCCAAUAG
This is a messenger RNA of Alternaria triticimaculans, 1782 nucleotides long. RefSeq lists its product as uncharacterized. The coding region runs from base 1 to 1782 and encodes 593 amino acids. The transcript has 3 exons. Lineage: Eukaryota; Fungi; Ascomycota; Dothideomycetes; Pleosporales; Pleosporaceae. The record is from RefSeq and is a predicted model, not a curated record. Gene Ontology annotation, molecular function: mRNA binding. Gene Ontology annotation, cellular component: cytoplasm; nucleus.